Mesorhabditis spiculigera is the source of this 1020-nucleotide messenger RNA. The record is from the annotation of a GenBank genome assembly. Lineage: Eukaryota; Metazoa; Nematoda; Chromadorea; Rhabditida; Rhabditidae.
AUGCUGCGCCUCCUGGGGCUCGUCCUCAGCUCCUCGCUAUGGUCAUCAACAUCCGCUGCUGAUCUGCCCUACUGCGCAUUCAAGCAGGAGCCGCCCGGGUGCAAGCUGCAGUUCCUGUGCAAGAACAGUAUUGAUAGCAACUGCGUCAAGGAGUGCAACUACACCGGAUUCGGGGCCAACUACGCCGACUGCAUCUUUCUCGACAUGGCCAUGACACAUCAGGGCGUGGUGAAGGCUUUCUACGCGUACAGAGAUGGGGCCGACCACUUGAUGACGCGUCGCCAACGCCUCUACGUGAAAACGGACAUGCUGCUGAACUGCAAGACAAACCCCUUCUAUCUCCGCUACCCGAUCCCGGAGAUGAUGGUCAUCCCCGACGAGUGCACCCCUGAGCACGACCUCGAAAAAAUCCUCUGCACCCGAUACGUCCCCCCGCUUGAGACCCAGAACUUUUUGAACCUCCUCGAACUCGUCGGCGGCGCUGCGCUCACCGGCCUCAUCGUCGGCAUCGUUGUUGCUUUCAUCGUCAAACGGACACGCGCCUACUACUGGCGCCUGGAGCACUCACCCGCCAAGCCCGGAAAGUCCGUGCUGUACUCGGAGCAACCCGCCAGCGCUGCCGCCUCGACAACCAGUAACGCGGAGAGGAGUGCCGCCGACACGAGCACGUUCACCCCGGCUAACACGCCGGACCCGGCAAAAACCGUCGACGAUGUGUCCGUCGACACCGUGGAGGCCGCGGAGCCCAAGACGAAAAGUGACAGGGAGGGGCCGGCUCCCCCGGAAGCAGCCAACGCGACGGGCCAGCCCGCCAACAAGAAGGCGGCCAAACGGCGCUCGGACCCUAAGGUCGGCUCGAAGAAUGAGAAGAGGAAGAAAAAGUCGUGCCCCACCGAAAACACGCCGCCAAAGCCGAGGGCUCGACUUGGCAACCGGGCCGACGUGUUGGCCGCACAGGAACGUGUCCUAGACGAAGUGCCAUCGGACCACAGCAAAGAAGAGUCGAAGAGUCGAGCUGAG